AUGGCGAUUUUUUCAUCCUUAGCUGGCUUCUUCCAGCGAAACAAGCGGAGGAUAUUUAUUACCAGUGCCGUGACGCUAUCAGUCUACUUGAUCGUCAAUGAGUUUGUGAUCAAGAAGUUUAGAAACUACCAGAAUGCUUUGAGGCAGGAGUUGAUGUUUAAACAGCAGAUCAAGCAGCGGUUUAUCCAGACACAACAGGACUGCUACUAUACUAUUCUUGCGCUACUUCCAGUUUUAGCAGGCCCGAUAAUCGACGCGCUGCCCGUGGAGCUCAUUACUCAGGCCUUGAAGUUGAAAAAGGGCCAACAACCACCACAGAAUGUGCCCGCGCCGGCACAAGCUGCACCCAACGGCCAUAACAGCGAGCUCACCGCCGAUAAUCUCAAUCUCUUAGACAACAACAACAACCCGGAGUCGAAAUUGUCAUUCUACAUGAACAAGAGCAAAGUCGAGUUGUGGGACUUGCUCAAGAUCAAAACCAUUACUCGGACUUUGACAUUGAUGUACGCAACCUCGGGUUUACUCUUGGUGACCAGGUUGCAGUUGAAUAUCUUGGCAAGAAGAUCGUACUUGGAGUCGGCGAUUUUGAUGGCUGGGGUCAAGCAUCCAAAUAACGAUAUCGAUCCUCACGAAAACUACAUCAUCGAACAGAGCUACCUCUCGUUGAGUUGGUGGUUGCUCAACAAAGGGUGGGUCAAUAUAAGCUCGUUAAUCGAGGCCAUAGUGGUGAACAAGUUUGAGAAAAUCACUCCCAAGACCGAGAUUGGCCUUGUGGAAUUUGAAGUGAUCUUGUCGGACAUUAUUGGCGAAAUCAACACCAACAACAAGGAGUUGAUCUUGGCCAAUUUGUUCCCCAUCAACUAUCCAGACUUGUUAGAGACAGUAUUAAAUACCAAUCCAGACUUGAUUCACCAUUUGGACAUUCCCGACUCAAACUUGACAAAACUCAUAAACGAAACCAACUCAAUCAUGUUGGACAAUAACUUGUACUUUUUCGAUUUGUUCAACUCCUUGGUGAUGACUGACUUGCACAUUUUGACCACCAAUCUUUCCACUAGUUUGGCCAACACGUCAAACAGUCUAGUGAUGUCUGGAACAUUACCGGAAAAAUCUCCCAAAAUCACAGAGAUACCCAUUAGAACUUUCAAGUUAGCCAGCUUUUUGGCGCAGCUUUCAGUUCAAAAUGGAAUUAUGGCCAAUAAUAAUGAACCUAGAGACGAAGAAGAAAACGAUGAAGAUGAUAUUGAGAAUAUCUUGAACAAUCUAAACAACAUGCAAGGAGGAGGAAUGAGCAGCAAUAGCUCUGAUGAACUAGCAGGCAAUGCUUAUAUCAACACGUUACAUAAAUUGGAUGAAUUAGAUGAUUUCAGCGCAGGUAUAUAUUCAAACUUUGAAUGA
Messenger RNA from Lodderomyces beijingensis, 1398 nucleotides. The record is from the annotation of a GenBank genome assembly. Lineage: Eukaryota; Fungi; Ascomycota; Pichiomycetes; Serinales; Debaryomycetaceae.